This is a messenger RNA of Pectinophora gossypiella (pink bollworm), 5485 nucleotides long. It is a transcript of the gene KCNQ, whose product is annotated as potassium voltage-gated channel subfamily KQT member 1. The transcript is spliced from 17 exons. Gene Ontology annotation, cellular component: membrane. Gene Ontology annotation, biological process: transmembrane transport; potassium ion transport. The coding region runs from base 124 to 2472 and encodes 782 amino acids. The record is from RefSeq and is a predicted model, not a curated record. Gene Ontology annotation, molecular function: voltage-gated potassium channel activity. Lineage: Eukaryota; Metazoa; Arthropoda; Insecta; Lepidoptera; Gelechiidae.
UGCCGCGAGCUCGUCGCGCUGCGCCGCUCGCUCCGCGCCGCGCGCGCUCUCUGCGCCUCCGGAGCCCCGUGCUACAUAACGCACGAGAUUACACGCCUCACGUCUACCGGAAUGUAAAUAUUUAUGGAUGUCAGUUUUCAGUUGUUUAGAUUGGCUGUGAAUUUUAAGGUGAAAAUGAAAUCGACCAGGCGUGUUCGGGUACAUGAAGAUGCAAUACGACAUAGUGAGAGUAAGCGUGGCGGCGCGGGCGACCGGCUGGCGACGCCGCGGAUGUCGCUGCUGGGCAAGCCGCUCAGCUACCGCGCCACGCGACGCGACGCGCGAUACCGCCGCCUGCAAUCCAAGUUCUACAACUUCCUCGAAAGGCCAAGGGGUGUAAAGGCCGUCCUCUAUCAUAUGAUUGUGUUCCUGAUGGUGUUCAUGUGCUUGUCGCUGUCAGUGUUCUCUACGAUCGAAGAGUACGAGGCGAAGGCUGGUAUCGUCCUCUUCUACAUGGAAACAGUCGUCGUCAUCUGGUUUGCCAUCGAAUUCUUUCUAAGAUUAUGGUCUUCAGGAUGCAGGUCCCGUUACCAAGGCUCGAUGGGUCGCCUCAAAUUCUUGAGGCGGCCCUUCUGCAUAAUAGAUGUGACGACGAUCCUAGCGUCACUCGUGGUACUGGGCAUGGGGUCGUCGGGGCAAGUGUUCGCGGCGUCCGCGCUGCGCGGUCUGCGGUUCUUCCAGAUACUACGCAUGGUGCGCAUGGACCGCCGCGGCGGCACAUGGAAACUACUCGGCUCCGUCGUCUACGCACACCGACAGGAGUUAAUAACGACAUUAUACAUAGGAUUCCUCGGGCUGAUAUUCGCGUCAUUUUUGGUCUACUUGGCGGAAAAAGAUGUGACUGACACAAAGUUCAAAAAUUUUGCGGAAGCAUUAUGGUGGGGCGUGAUCACGCUGUGCACGGUGGGGUACGGCGACAUGGUACCGCAGACCUGGCAGGGCAAGUUCAUCGCCUCCUUCUGCGCGCUGCUGGGCAUCUCCUUCUUCGCGCUCCCCGCGGGUAUUUUAGGUUCGGGUUUUGCAUUGAAAGUACAGCAACAGCAACGGCAGAAACAUAUGAUAAGAAGGCGGCAGCCCGCGGCCACGCUCAUACAGGCGCUGUGGCGGUGCUACGCAGCUGACGAACACUCCAUGAGUAUAGCCACCUGGAAGAUUCACCAGAUUCCACUACCUAGUCCGCAAACUAGUCGAGUGAUGAGUGCGUCGUUCAAGAACAAUGCGUCCUUUGUGUCGCGGUUGCCGACGAUCCGACGACACAAGAGCACGUCACUGCACUCGCCCGCGCCGCACUCCAAGCCGGCGCAUCACCGCUACGACGUCAACGCCAGCGCAGAGAACCUCGGCGCGUCCCGCGCGAGCCGCGCGGCCGCCGGACGCGCUGCGCGCGCGCCGCACAUCAACCCGUCACACAGCGAGGACUCGGUCGCCGAGACGCAGCUCUCCAAGAAAAAUUCCGACGAUGAGGACGAGGAGCCGCGCUGCGUGACCCUCACGCCGCGACACAAAGCCGCCAUUCGAUUCAUAAGAAAGAUGAAGUAUUUUGUGGCUCGCCGUAAAUUUAAAGAAGCUCUAAAGCCAUACGACGUCAAGGACGUUAUCGAACAGUAUUCUGCGGGCCACGUCGACCUCCUGGGGCGAGUGAAAAACGUCCAGACUAGGUUAGACCAAAUACUUGGCAAGCAAGGAUCGAAAGCCAAAGAUGUGUAUGCAUCUAAAAUCAGCCUCGCUUCCAGAGUAGUUAAAAUUGAAAGACAAGUAGAUGAUAUAGAGAGUAAGUUGGAUCAUUUAUUAGAAUUGUAUGAAGAGGAUAGAAGAUCACAUCGAAGGUUGCUUGGUGGAGCGAGUAGCGAGGCGGGUGACAGCGGCGGCGGUGGGGGCGAGGGCGCGGGGUCGCGCGGGCGGUCUGCGCUGGCCGACAAGCAGUGCUCGGAGCCCAACUCGCCGGUGUCACGCAGCUUCGAGCCGCCCGCGCCCGCCUCCGCGCCGCCCGUGCCCACCAAGCGGCCCAUGAACCGCGGCUACUCUGACCUCGGCACCAGAUUCAUGCGGAAGAAAGUCAUCGUCAAAACAUCAUCGGCAUGUCGUAACGGAGAAUCGCCGAGAGAUGAUGAGGUAGUGAUAGUAGUGCCGACGGACCGCGAGGACACGCCGCAGCGGCUCACCACCGACAGCUCAGAAGUUUGCGCGAGCUGUUCGGUGGAUGUGGAGACGGAGGCGGGCGAGGCGGCGUCACGCUCGGCCAGCUCGGGCACGGCGUCGUGGUGCGAGGGCGAACCCGACUGCGGCGAGGAGCGCGGCUACGGCUCCGGCGACUCGCUGGCCGAGGACGCCGCGCUGCUGGGCGCCGCGGCGCACGCGCACGCGCCGCGCCCUAUGCGCUCGCAGCGCCGCGACGUGGCCGUCGACCUGCACCUGCUGCGGCCCGACGUCUGAGCCGCCGCCGCCGUGCCGCCUCCACGGCGUCCCCUUCCUUUAGCUGAUAUAUCAUCGAGGCCACUCCUAAACUAGUGAUUAUGAAACAAACUCGCACACCCCCAAUCACAUUGUACGUUUCACUCAAGCAUCUAACCGGAUGUCAUAUCUUGUAUCAUAAUGAAGUGUUGUCCACCAUUUCAAGAAUAAUUUUAGGUAAGUAAGUGCUUACGAUGUAAAGACCUGUCAUAUUAGAAUAGAAUGAUUGAAUAAGUAAUGAUCAAAGUGUGUCUUGUGCAACUCCAAUAAAAUAAUACUUAGACUUCAUACAACGAGUAAAUAUUGUGGUAAAGUAGGUGUCGGCAGUUACUCCACACGUUUCAGACAUAAGACCAAAGACUCGAAGUAACAUAGUUUAUCUAUAGGUACUAAUAAUAAUUAAGCUUAGUUUUUCAUUUCACAUUGCUUUUUUUAUUCAAGUGAGAAUUACCUACGAUACUUUUAGAUAGAGGCUUCUAAUUUAAAAAUAUAUAAAAUAGUUAGAAGUUGUAAAUAUUUUACUGUAAGAGAAUUUAUGUAAAUUAUAGGAAUAGGUACUGCAUCAAACAAAUACCGAAGAAACCAAAAUGAUGCUACGAUGUACUUUAAACGCCUAAGGCAAAUGGAACUGUACUACGAAUACCUACUUAAAUAAAGAGGGUGUCCUUUUACCAACAAUUUCAAUAUUUAAUAUACUAUUUUCACUAAGGGAACGAAAGACAAUCAAUACAAAGGAACUGUGAUAGAUUUUCGUUUGGGUUGCCCACACAAAAUUUACUAGAAUUAAAUUAACAUGUUUGAAACUUUAUCAAGAAACUAUAGAAGUGCCGCACGCCGUACUUUACAAUAAAUCAACGUAGAUAACUGCCUAAUGGAAAUCAGUACAAUACAUACCACACAACCCUAAUUAUUAGAAAACUACUUACUUUUCUAGGUAAAUCCUAUUCUUGAACCAAUUUUGAAAAUUUUGGACACAUUUCUUAAUGAAAGCAGGGUAAACAAUUGCCUGACAUUCAAAAUAAUUAUUAUAAGAUUCUAUAUUAUAUAUAUAUUCUAUACUAGACACCUACGAUGUAUUUAUACUUACUAUACCUCUUUCCACAAUUUCCGUCACUACUUAUAUUGCAGCCAAGAAGUAGUAACUCUAGUAGGUCUAUGUAGAUGAUUACAUAUGCAUAAGUUUCAUUUAAACAUAGGUACCUUCGGAAAACCUAGUUGUACAGUCGAUGGGACCUAACGAUUAGACCUUACAUUACAUAUUGUAAUGUGACUAAAUACGUCAAUUUAUGUACCUACUAUACCUAGCAGCAUUUUAAGAAUUCCAUUACGAACCAAGCUAAACAAAAUCAGCAACAUAUUUUAUAAUUAAUGUCGAAGAGAAUCGUAAUUGUUUUACAAAAAUAUAUGUAAGUAAGUAAUUGAUAACAUUCAUGGAACAGCUGCAGGCAUAACAAUUAGAAGAGCGCGGUAGAUAUAUCAACACAAAAAAAAUCUAAUUUCAAUAGGUUAUUCUAAACAAAAUUGCACAACAACAUACCUUGCUGUGGAAUAUGCUUCCCAGUUCAAUGCCUUAUUCGCUCUAGCCAUUUUGAGUGAGUAGGCAACGGGGGGACAGUGGAGCAAGACAUAAUAUGAGGACAACUGCUCAGACCCUUCUCCAGAUGGGUUUUCCUGGCACCACGCAUGCGCUCCAACACAACUCACGACACUUGGCAGCACGGUUUUGCCUGAUGUGAUCGCUAUUAAAACCAAAUCCAAUCAUGCAAAAUAGGAUUAAAAUACUGACUAUUAUUAUGUCCCUUCCAAAAUACAUCACUUCAGACAUGAUUACGCUUAAUUACGAGAAUAUCCAGGUACACAAUUGGUAUUGGAUGCCAUAAAAAUAAUAAACAUAAGAUGUAAGUAAGUACACCUACCUGUUAAUCUAAAUGUUAAAAGUAAGUAAAGUUACUAAUAAAGAACAUCUAUUGUAACCUUCUUACUUGUGCGUUAUAGGUUUAACGGAAGGAAAAUUAUUGCAACCACGCUAAGAUAUUGUGGAGCCUCCAAAAAUAAUCUUAUACCAUAUACCUACUAUACACGUUUUUUGUAAAUACAUCGUCUAAAAUUAAUAAAAUCUUGUAACAUACCUCCUAAUCCCGCGGCCAUUUCUAUGUGACAUUUUCAAAUCUCCCAUAAAAGUUCAAAAUAGGCUACAGACACACUGGCUUCAAAGAAAAGUUUCAUCUUUAUUAAUAAGUACAUAGUACACAAUUCAGAUUGUGAACAAAUUAAAUAAAUCCGUUUGUGGACUUUAUAUAGCCUUUUCCCUCGGCGGAAUACGGACCCACAGCAUGACUCACAGCUUUUUGGACCAAUUUUGAUAGAUUAGUUAUGAUAUCGAGUUCAAAGCAAUAAUUUGCUUCCAUAAUGUGUAUUGUUAGUACAUUGCAUGGCUCCCGUCCCCUUAAAAUAUUAUGGCAAAGAAAUAAAAUAAUAUGAACAAUAGAUCCCUUGUUAUACGUAGCAGAUUAAUCCUUUUACGUAUUAGUUUAAUAUCAAUCAAUUUUACUUACUGCAAAAAAAUAUGUUGCUUAACAGAUUAUGUAAGUACUUGCUUUUAAAUUAUUGAACUAAAUAAAGUUUAAUUAUAUGGAUCAACGCUUGUUCAACGAACGUGCGUAAUAAUUCGGUACAAUAAUAAAGGGGGCAUGGCUUUUCCAUUUUUUCUUGUUAUUUUUAAAGUAUAUAAUGAGUAAAAAAACGAAACAUAGUUAUAAUAUACAAUUUUUUAUGCAUUUAUUCCUUAAUUAUCUUCGAAUUAAUGAUUCCAUUGAAAAUUAAAGAACCUUUCAGUACUAGUUGAUAGACAAAAAAAUAUUAUUGCUUAUUACCAAAUUAUUUCGUUGAAAGUACUUAAUCAUUGAGAUUGAUACAUUCAUUACCAAUCAUAUUCUUGUUUUGUUUUUAUAUUUUUUAGUUGUACUUUAAAAUGUUACCUAUAUGAAGUAUUGAA